UACACCUGAACCAAUGCAGAGAGUAGAACCACCAACAGGACCCUGGCAAGAUGUAGCUAUUGAUGUGUUGGGUCCACUUCCUUCUGGAGAGAGUUUACUUGUAGUAGUAGACUACUACAGCCGUUUCUUUGAAGUGGUAAUUAUGCGGUCAACCACAUCACAGAAGAUGAUAGAAGCACUAACACCGAUCUUUGUACGUUACGGCUAUCCAUUUACCCUCAAGUCUGACAAUGCAGCUCAGUUUGUAUCGGAAGAAUUCGAAGAGUUCCUGUCUAAGAAUGGCAUCGAGCAUCGAAAAUCUCCUCCACUUUGGCCCCAAGCCAAUGGUGAGGUUGAACGACAAAACCGAACCUUGCUUAAAGUGCUCAAGAUAGCCCAAGUGGAAGGAAAGAGGUGGAAAGAUGAGCUGAACAAGUUCCUGGUGGCGUACCGAACAACUCCUCACUCUACCACUGGGAUGACCCCAGCAUCUCUAAUGUUCGGAAGAGAGUUGAAAACAAAACUGCCUGAAUUACGCCCCAACAAGAGCCUGCUGGAUGAAAGCAUCAGAGACCGAGACUGGAACCACAAAUUGUCUAUUAAGCUCUAUGCUGACAAGCAAAGGAAUGCAACUUUCAACCCAGUAGUCCCUGGUGACAAGGUUCUGCUUAAAAACACCAAAUCACCUGGUAAGCUGGCUCCAAAGUUUGAACCUCAGCCAUACACCGUCCAGACCAAGGAAGGACAAGAACUCACCUUGAAAGCAGACAAUGGCACCUUGUCUAGGAGAAACAGCUCUUUUGUCAAACCUUACAACACCCCUGGAGAGCCAGAGUCUUCUCCUCCUGAACAGAGUUCCAGAGAAGCAAACCCCCCAAGCCCAGCUCCAGCAAUGCCUGAGUCUAGCACAACCUCAAGUACGGCAGAGACAAGAAGCAGACCAACCCGUGCUACGAAAUUGCCUGGAAGAUUUAAAGACUUUGUCCUGGACAAAUGAACUGACUUGUUUGAACUUUUUAGACUUUUCACUGAACAUGAUUUUGUUCAGAACAGUUUGCGGUUUGAACCCUCAUAUUGUUUAUGAGUAUUUGAUAUUGUUGUUGCUCGUUAUAAAGACAUUUUUCUUGAACUCAAUUAACUGCAAUUAAUUGCGACAAAGGAAGGGAAUGUAGUGUUUAGGCUAUUGAGACAUUUCGUGCCGCAUACAUGGUGUAAUGUAGGUUCGAGUUGCAUCUCGAGUAGCGAAAAGCAUGGCGUGUUGUAAAAGUCGUGUGCAGUGAAU
Molecule: messenger RNA, 1261 nt
Organism: Pocillopora verrucosa
Lineage: Eukaryota; Metazoa; Cnidaria; Anthozoa; Scleractinia; Pocilloporidae
Source: RefSeq, a predicted model, not a curated record